AUGUGUAUAUGGUAUAAUAAAUAUUUAGAAGUCUAUACUCAAUCUCCUCAUAUUCAUCAACAUCCUUCACAUGGUCGUUUUCAAUAUCAGCAUGAAAUUCAAUUGUUUUCUCCUCAACACUCGUCAACAAGUGAUGUAGAUGAAACAUCACCACCACCAUCUUCAUCAUCAUCACUCAAUAGAGUAAAUGAUACAAUAAGUAAUAAACUAAUUAAGAAAAAGAAACAAACAAAAAAGAAACGUAAAGAUCCAAAUGAACCUCAAAAAGAAAUCUCAAAAGUUGUUGCACAUAUGUGGGAAAAUAUUGAGCCAGAAAUUAAAGAACAAUAUAAAUCUAAAGCAGCUGCAGCUAAAAAAGAAUAUUUAAAACAAUUAGCUGCAUAUCGUGCUGUUCAAAUUUCAAAUCAAACACCAAAUAUGCAUCAUCUUCUUAAUCAAACAUCUUUAUCAUUUGAUUCACAUGGAAUUCAACAUCAACAAAAACCAUAUCAUACAGCAUCAAUGAUAAAUAAUAAUCAUCAUUCAUUUCAAUCAUUUUGUCCAUCAUCAUCUAUUCAACAUCAAAAACAACAAUACAACCAUUUUCAUUAUAUGAAUUCUUAUACUCAAGAUACUUCAAAUGCAUAUCAUUCGGAUUAUCAAAUAUGCAAUUUUUCUAAUCCUAGUCAUCAAAAUUAUUCUUCAUAUGAUUCAAAUAAUAAUUAUUCUGAUUAUCAACAAUAUGGUUUACUUCAACCAGUUAUUGAAUCUGAACAUUAUUCACCUUAUUAUUCUCGAUCAUCAAUUAAUAAUGAACAUAUAAAAACAAAUGAAAAUUUAAUACAUAAUUUAAACAAUAAUAAUAAUAUAUCACAGUAUACAGAUCUUACUCCUAUAACAAAUGGACAUCUUGAAAAACCUUAUGAUUAUAUGAAUAAUGUUCAUCAUGGAUUGAAUGAUAAAAAACAAGAUGGUCAUUCAUCAUUAUUACCAAUUAGUAAUGAAAAUAAUUUUCAUUGGCAACAAACAACAUGUUUAACCACACAGUGGUGA
Molecule: messenger RNA, 1032 nt
Organism: Rotaria sp. Silwood1
Lineage: Eukaryota; Metazoa; Rotifera; Eurotatoria; Philodinida; Philodinidae
Source: the annotation of a GenBank genome assembly